Messenger RNA from Lasiosphaeria miniovina, 816 nucleotides. RefSeq lists its product as uncharacterized. Bases 1 to 816 code for a protein of 271 amino acids. The record is from RefSeq and is a predicted model, not a curated record. Gene Ontology annotation, biological process: regulation of DNA-templated transcription. The transcript is spliced from 3 exons. NCBI's taxonomy places the organism in Eukaryota, Fungi, Ascomycota, Sordariomycetes, Sordariales, Lasiosphaeriaceae. Gene Ontology annotation, molecular function: DNA-binding transcription factor activity.
AUGACACGAUCACCAUCUGCAGAGGCAGCCAGGCCCUCCUCCAAGAGAAAAGGUACCAGGAGUGUAUCGACCCUCACGCCUUCGCAGCUGGCUAGGAAACGGGCGAACGAUCGGGAAGCCCAACGCGCCAUUCGGGCUCGUACCAAGGAGCAUAUCGAGCGACUGGAGAGGGAGGUGGAGGAGCUCAAGGGAAGACAGAGCCGAGACGAAACUGUUAGGGGUCUGACCAAGCGAAACAAGGCCCUUGAGCGGGAGCUGAUGGCACUGAGAGAACGUCUUGGCACUCAAGGCCGCCCAUAUCCAGCACCAGGUAUGCUUAUGGGGAACAUGUGCGAGCCUCCGUUGCAGGGUUUGACAGUCUCGGGUUCAGGCUACGACUUAGACGGGCUGCCGGCGGCCGCUAGAUCCGGGGUGUCUAGUCGGGCCUCGGCCGAAUACAACACGGUCCCUGCCUUCCGGGGUUCCUACCUGCCCACGCCUGAGCCUUGCGACUCGUGGUCCUCGGUAGUCCCCGUUUCUUCAGUUUCGGUACCUUCAGUGGUCUCCAGCCCCUGUUCGUCUACCGGCUAUCCCGACGACUACGUGCCAGGCUAUAUUCCCACUAGUGUGCCCUCGACAAUGAUGGAAAACAACGUCAUUAACCCUUCCACGAUUUCCUGUCUGGAUGGCAGCAAGGUAGAAUACGAAGAACUCGACGCCGGCGCCGAUCAAGGGUAUUCUCACACCAGCGUGCGACAAACUUCAAACUACCUUCAGCAGCAAUCCUGGAACAUGUACCCGACAGCUGCGUACUAUUCGCAGUCACCGAGUCUUUGA